This is a messenger RNA of Leptinotarsa decemlineata (Colorado potato beetle), 1302 nucleotides long. Its product is annotated as fibulin-1-like. The record is from RefSeq and is a predicted model, not a curated record. NCBI's taxonomy places the organism in Eukaryota, Metazoa, Arthropoda, Insecta, Coleoptera, Chrysomelidae.
UCUCUAUUGUUUUUUUGUAGAUAUAAAUGAAUGUGAAAACAACCCAUGCGGAAGGUUUGAGAAAUGCCUCAAUUUCAAGGGUAGAUAUGAGUGUGCUUCGCCAAUGCUUUGUAAAAUGGGUUUCGAACUCAACGAAUCCGGUGAUAAAUGUAUCGACAUAAACGAAUGUACUCGUGGUACCCAUAAAUGCCAGCCCACUCAAAUUUGUAAAAAUUAUCACGGUUACUAUACCUGUGAAUGCCCUCCUGGCCAUCAUCUCAAUAAAAUAACAGGCCAAUGUGAAGAUUUGGACGAAUGUAGGAUGUUCAGGCCAUGUCGUUUGGCAUCAUCAAAAUGUGUCAAUCUCAUAGGAUCGUUCAGGUGUGAUUGCAAGGAAGGCUUUGAGAAAAAAUAUAUCAAUGAGUGUGGAGACAUUGAUGAAUGUCUACAAACCCCUGGUCUUUGUGAACACAACUGCAUCAACAUAUAUGGAACAUACCGUUGUAGCUGCAAGCAAGGAUUCACUCUGAACAGUGACAACAGAACUUGCACGGACAUUGAUGAGUGUGAAAGAUUCAAAGACAAGAGGUUGUGUAUUGGAACUUGUAAAAAUGUACCCGGUAGUUACACUUGCGAAUGCCCCCCCGGAUAUGAAUUGGGAAGUGACGGCAGAGUUUGUAUAGAUAUAGACGAGUGUCAAGAGUCCAAUGUAUGUCUGCGUGAUGAAGUUUGUCUGAAUACCAGAGGAGGAUACAAAUGCUACAGAAUCAAAUGCCCUCCGAACUACGUGAAAGACAGCGAACAUAAAGCGCGUUGCAAACGUAUGCAGUCCUACUGUGACCUACGAGAUUACCAGUGUCUUCUGAUGCCAGAGCAAUAUACCUACCAAUACAUAACGCUGGUUUCAAAUCUUCCCAUGACUCGAGAUAUCAACCUAUUCCGAAUAAAAGGACCCGAAUGGUACUCAUCCAGGGCACAAUUUUCAAUGAAGCUUCUGGAUGUGAACUGCCCGGCUGGAGUUCAAAAAGUGAAUGAGCGCUGGUUUCGAAAGGUAGAUGACCAAUUCAACAGUAUGGUGUUAUAUCUCGUCAAACCUAUUCAAGGCCCCCAAGAAAUCAAGCUUCAAAUAGAGCUGACACUGUUCCAAGGAAACACCAUUAUUGGAAAUGCAGUUGUUUAUAUUAUUAUUGUGGUUUCGGAGUAUACAUUUUAGUUUUACUAUAUUUGAUCUUAUGAUUCCGUACUGUAAAUAAUGUGCAUCUUCAAAAUAUAUUUAUAUCUACUUAUAUGAAAAUCAUCGAAUCUCAUAACUGGAUUCAGUAA